AUGUGUAUGCACACAGGGGUUGAUCUCCAGGUUUGUUCUUCUAAAAACCCGACAUGCUGUACCAAAAAGAUGGAAGAAAGAUAUCAGACUGCAGCAAAGCAGGAUAUACAGCAAGUCCUUCAAACAUCAAGCGCUGCAUUAAAAUUUUUAAUAUCUCGUAAUGCAGCUGCUUUUCAAGAAACCUUUGAAAUGCUUAUCAAACUGGCUGAGAAUUACACAAGCACACUUUUCUGCAACGCAUAUAGAAACAUGGCUGUUGAAGCUGCUGCACGUGUUGAGGAGUUUUUCACUGAUGUUGGGCUUUUCAUGUUUGGCACAGACAUUAGCACAGAGGAAUCUGUCAACAGAUUUUUUGACACCCUGUUCCCAAUAGUCUACAGUCACAUGAUUAACCCCGGUCUGACAGAUAUUUCACUGGAAUAUGCCGAGUGCCUCCGAAUGGCGACAAGAGAUAUCAGGCCCUUUGGCAACGUUCCAAAAAUAGUCGCGAGACAAAUGGGAAGAUCCCUUUUGCGCAGCCGCACUUUCUUGCAGGCUCUGAAUUUGGGAAUCGAAGUGAUCAAUACAACAGAUCAUCUGCAUUUCUCUAAAGACUGCAGCAGAGCUUUAUUACGGAUGCAGUACUGCCCCCAUUGCCAAGGGCUGACUUUAAGCAAGCCGUGUAUGGGCUACUGCCUCAAUGUCGUUCGAGGCUGCUUGGCUAACAUGGCAGAAGUUGACCUUCACUGGCGGGGAUAUAUUCAAUCCCUGGAGGAGCUCUCAAGUGCCAUGCAUGGGACAUAUGACAUUGAGCACGUGCUAUUGAACUUUCAUUCGCGUGUUAAUGAUGCUGUCAUACAAGCCCAUAUCAAUGGACCAGAAUUAGCUGAGCAGGUGUACAAGGUAUGCGGUCCUCCCAUAAGAAAGCCUACGCAGUCGCCAGGUUGCUCCUUUGAUCAGAAUAGAGAUAAUCAAGGGCUGAAGAUGUUCUCAAGAGACAGUGAAGAAACCCUUGCCAACAGAAGAAAAGAAUUUGUCAGCCACCUCCGUCUCUACAGAGCUUUUUACGGUGGCCUGGCUGAUCAGCUGUGUGCCAACGAGUUAGCGGCUGCCGAUGGACUCCCGUGCUGGAAUGGAGAAGAUGUUGUAAGAAGCUACACUCAUCGUGUGGUUGGCAGCGGAAUCAAAGCUCAGUCUGGGAAUCCAGAAGUAAAAGUGAAAGGAACAGAUCCUGUAAUAAGUCAAAUUAUUGACAAGCUGAAACAUGUUAUUCAGCUGUUGCAGGGCAAAUCAUUUCCUAAAUACGAUAAGUGGGAUCUAUGGCAAACAGGAAGCGGUGGAAGUGUAGACGAACAAAUCAGUGGAGAUUGUGAUGAUGAAGAUGGCUGCGAAGGAUCAGGAAGUGGUGAAGUAAAAAGAGUCCUGAAAAUUACAGAUUGGAUGCCAGACAAGACGAACCUCAGUGACGUAAAGAAAAUCCAUCAAACCAGCGAUGGCAGCACUUUAGACACGACUGGAGCAGGAUGUACAACAAUGCCUGAUUAUAUGACAUUUAUGCUGAUUAGUUUGGUAACACUAUUUCUCAGUCUUUGGUAACUGUGUAGCUCUGUCUUGAUAUAUGUGUCUCAUUGUCAUCUGUUUGUCCCCACUCAGAAACCUAGAAUAAGGGAUCUGGUGGACAGAGCAAUGCUGAUGAUAGCUUGUGUAAUAUCAGCCUCUCUGAUCUUAGGCCUGAAUAUUAACAAAAUCGUGUAAUAUAUUUCCUAUUUUUUAACACCUGUAUAGUUAUGAAAAAUUAUGUUUCUUCUCAAAAUAUUUUAUGUUAGAAAAAAGUUGACUUUGAUAAUCUUUAUAUUCAAAGAAAUUUGAAAAAAGAGAGAUCACAAAAUCUCAGAAUGACUGAGAGUGGAAGGGACCUCUGGCAAUUGUCUAGUCCGAACCUGUGCUCCAAGUGGAGUGAGUCAGCUACAGCAGAUUGCUCAGGGCUGUGCUCAGUUCAGUUUCAAAUAUCUCCAAGGAUGGAGGCUCCACAAUUUCUCUGGACUGUUCAACCAUCCUCAUAGCAAAAAUGUUUUUUUUCUCAUUUCUAAAUAGAAUUUUCUGCAUUUGAAUUUGUGCCCAUGGCUUCUUGUCCCUUCACAGGGCAUCACAGAGAAGAGUCUGGCCCCAUCUUCUUCACUUCCUCCCAUCAGAUAUUUAUAUACACUGAGCCUUUAUUCCCC
Struthio camelus australis is the source of this 2201-nucleotide messenger RNA. NCBI's taxonomy places the organism in Eukaryota, Metazoa, Chordata, Aves, Struthioniformes, Struthionidae. The record is from RefSeq and is a predicted model, not a curated record.